AUGCUGCACACAAAUAUACAUCCAAGAUAUAGAUUCACCAUAUGGCUUGCAGCACAGCAGAGACUAGCUACAGUGGAAAGACUAUUGAAGAUUGGCAUCCAAGUUCCUGCAGUAUGUGCAUUCUGUGGACAUAGCCUGGAAUCCUUUAUCCACUUGUUCUUUGAGUGUACCAUUACAAAGAAACUGUGGUCCAGACUAUGUUCAUGGCUGGGACAUAAGAGGAGCAUUGGAGAUUGGGAAACAGAACUGAAUUGGGCAUGCAAGAAAGCCAAAAGCAGAAAAGGAACAAAUGUUAUUACUAGUUGUGUGUUUGCUAUGACUGUUGCACUGAUUUGGAGGGAGAGGAACAGAGUCAGAUUUGAUAAAGCUAAGUUUGAUGAACUUCAAAUCUCCAGAGAGAUAGUGCUACACAUACAUAUUAGAGGGAAGAACAUAGGAAAGUGGAAAGAGGCAUUGCAACAACUGGAUUGGAUUCCAAAGUUGAAUUAA
Molecule: messenger RNA, 489 nt
Organism: Nicotiana tabacum (common tobacco)
Lineage: Eukaryota; Viridiplantae; Streptophyta; Magnoliopsida; Solanales; Solanaceae
Source: RefSeq, a predicted model, not a curated record